UUCUUUUUUUUGAAUUGCCAAUUCCAAGUUUGAGUGGGGCUCUCUGGCUUUCCUUCUUUACUUUUCAGCAUCAAUCAUUUCCUUUUGGCACUCUUCCGUUCUCUUUUGAAUCCAAAAGCCACCCCCAGAAGAAGAGAAGAGAAAGAAAUUUUCAUUUUUGUUCUUCUUCUUGGAGCACUCAUUUCAUCCAUCCAUGGCUUCUGAGACUGUUGUAUCUGAUCAUCACACUCCUGAUGAAACGGUUGAGAAGAAGGAAAAUGAAGAGAACAAGAUAAUCAAAGAGGAGGAAACAAAGGAACAGAUCACCAAAGACAUUGAACCCGAGAGUCCAGACAUCCGAGUCCCUAAAGCAGAAGAACCGACCCCCGAGGAGCAGAUCAAACCUUCUGUAGCAGUUGAAGGUGGAGCUGUUUCCAAGGCACGUCCUGAGGCUGGCUCAAAGGCGGAAGAAAUUUCUGAAGCGCCGAACCCUCCAGAUUUGGCAACCGAGCCUGUUGGUAGCCAACCAGAUGAUACAACUGUAACCGAUGUGUCUCAGGCUGAGACACCUAUUGAAGUUGUUGGAGACGAACAAAAGGAGAAAGAAGUUGAGGCGGUUGUUGCAGAUGAACCGAAGGAGAAAGCAGUUGAGGCGGUUGUUGCAGAUGAACUGAAGGAGAAAGCAGUCGAGGUGGUUGUUGCAGAUGAACCCAAGGAGAAAGAAGUCGAGGCGGUUGUUGCAGAUGAACCGAAGGAGAAAGAAGUCGAGGCCGUUGUUGCACCUGAACCGAAGGAAAAAGAAGUCGAGGCAGUUGUUGCACCCGAACCAAAGGAGAAAGAAGUCGCGGCCGUUGUUGCAGAUGAACCGAAGGAGAAAGAAGUCGAGGCGGUUGUUGCACCUGAACCAAAGGAGAAAGAAGUCGAGGCGGCUGUUGCACCUGAACUAAAGGAGAAAGAAGUGGAGGCCGUUGUUGCGCCUGAACUAAAGGAGAAAGAAGUCGAAGCGUUCGUUGCAGCUGAACCAAAGGAGAAAGAAGUUGAAGCAGUUAUAGAAGUUGAGCCUCAGGCAGUUAAACUAGAAGAAAAAGAAGCAGCGGUUGAAGAAGUUAUAGUUGAAUCGAAGGAGGAACCUGCGACUGAAGAAAUCAAAGAAAAGGUAGAGGACAAAGCAGUUGUGGUGGAUGCAGUUGAGAGUAAAUCCGAGGAAAAAGUGGCUAGCGAACAAGUUGAAAGUAAGGUAGAGGAGAAAUUGACAGCUGAAGUGGUUGAAGAUGAAGUAAAGGAGAAGCCUGCAAGUGAAGUAGUCGGAAAAGAACCUGAGGAGAAAGUCGUGGAGGAAGCUGAUGCCAAAGAACCGGAAAAAGGAGCAAUUGAAGCUGUUGUAUGCGAAACAGAAGAAGAAUCGGUUGUUGAACCAGUCAAAGAGAAGGCGGUUGAUGAGCCGAAAAUAGCAGCCGCUGAAACCAUCGAGCCGACUGAAGCAGCAGCCAGCAACGUGGCCGAGCUGACUGAAGCAGCAGAAGCAGAAACCAAGGUAGAGGAUAAGCCAGAAUUGACUAAAGAAGCAGAGAAUAAACCCCAAGAAGUCGCCAAUGUUGUGGAGAAUGUGCUGGAGAGCGUCGAGGAAGUCAAGCCCAUGGAGAAGACAGAGGUUAAGGUAGCAAGAGAUCUCAGGUCGGUGAUGGAUGAGUUCGAUGGCGUCACGUCCUCCAAGGAAGAAAAGAUUGAAGAGGCACCCGCUGUUACAGAAACCAAUUCUACUGUUGCUGAGGAAGCUCCAGCUGUUGUUGAGAAGGAAGUUCCCAUGGAUGCAAACGGUCAACAAAUGGCAUCUGUAGUGGAUGGCGUUGUGGAGGAGGAAGCGAAAGUUGACGCGGAAAAGGAAGAAGAAAAGAUAGAGAAACUUGAUGAGAAAGACAAAGAAACCAGAAAAGAUGAGGUGACUAAAAUGGAAAAUGCAAGUGCCGUAACCGAGCAAAAUUUGACAGGCACUGCUGAGUUGGAGAAGGAAGAGACACUGGCUCCAGUCGAAGCACAGGAAGCCAAAGAGGUCAAGGCAGAGGAGGAGGCCGAGAAUGGCGUUGCAAAAGGUGACAUUGAUGCAAAACUUGCGCCUCCUCAAACUGACGAGACUGCAAAGGAUGGCGACGACACCAAAGCAUCAAGGGACCUGCCUGCACAAGAGAUCUCAGUGAAAAAGCAGUCGGGUAACAUAAUGUCAAAGGUGAAGCAAUUAGGUGUGAAGGUAAAGAAAGCCAUCGUCGGGAAAUCCCUAAGCUCCAAGACACUGACGACAGAGGCCAAGGGCGAAGAGAAAGUCAAGUGAGAGCAAUCAAAGGACAAAAGAAAACUUGCAACAUUGUUUGGUCAGCUUUUCUCUGCUGUUAUAUUAUUUCGUAGUUGCAUCGAGGUCUUACCCUGCAUAUUACUGGCAAUGUAAAUAGAGGGUAAUGACCAAUUCACAUUUGUUUGAUGGAAGUGAGAGUCUGUUCUUUUCCCUUCUUUUAGGUUUGUGUCACAUAGGUAGUAACCACUGGUUUUGGGUUUUCUCAAUUUGAGAGAGAAAGAGAGAGAGAUUAUAGAUGUUAUUACUAUUCGUUGGAUUGGUUGGUGUUUAUUUGUGGCGAGUGAUUUGUGUGAUAUGCUUCAUUGGAUUAGACAAUUUGUAUGGAUUCUUUGUGAGUUGCUUGCAAUAAAUUAUAUACACGUUUAUGAUA
Syzygium oleosum is the source of this 2696-nucleotide messenger RNA. RefSeq lists its product as uncharacterized. The transcript is spliced from 2 exons. The coding region runs from base 194 to 2305 and encodes 703 amino acids. Lineage: Eukaryota; Viridiplantae; Streptophyta; Magnoliopsida; Myrtales; Myrtaceae. The record is from RefSeq and is a predicted model, not a curated record.